Messenger RNA from Macroventuria anomochaeta, 3042 nucleotides. RefSeq lists its product as uncharacterized. The transcript is spliced from 4 exons. The record is from RefSeq and is a predicted model, not a curated record. NCBI's taxonomy places the organism in Eukaryota, Fungi, Ascomycota, Dothideomycetes, Pleosporales, Didymellaceae. Gene Ontology annotation, cellular component: mediator complex. Gene Ontology annotation, biological process: positive regulation of DNA-templated transcription. Bases 163 to 3042 code for a protein of 959 amino acids.
UACGAUUCCUAUGUUCUUUGCGUGAUACCCGUCGAUUUCUAUCGUCACCAAGUUAUUGCUUUGCUGAUUUGGAGUCGAGGCAUCGUUUGUCUUCUCCUCCACCCCUUCGCUUCUCGCAGCACAUCGCAGCCGCCCGCUAGGUUGGCGCGCAUUCCCGUGGAGAUGGAUCCCAACUACAGCAUGGAUGUAGAUGAUCUCUUCGGCGACUCGGAGCAUGCUACCCUCCAGAACAUUACCGCAGUGCCGCCCGUGAAGGGCCUUGCUAGGAGAGUCGAUGAACUUGGUGCUAACGGGUGUUGCCAAAAGAUUGCAUGGUCCAAGAACGGCUGCGUGGCCUACAUCACCCCAGAUGGUGCUGCAGUACACCUCAAAGUCUUCUCUCGAGACAUCGAAACUGGGAAAUGGGAUCUCGGGAAAGAUGUAGCCUUGAAAGUCCCACAUGGCCGUGAACACUUUUCGUUUAUCCACCUGUCCUGGAGUCAUCUAGGAAACGACCUUGUAGUCGUUGAUGUUGCAGGUCGUGUGCUGAACUUCUCUUGCACCAUGGCUCUAGACAGGAUGCCAUACGUCAAGACUGAGCUGGCACAUCCAGAAGCUGAGGCAGACGGAGUAGUGGGCCUACAUUGGCUGGCGAUAUACCCGUACGAGCAGAAGAACCACAUUGCAUGGUCGGCCGAAAGAGAAGGGGAGAAGUGGAAAUGGAACAUCCGUUCUCACAUGUUUCAUGAUGCACACCACCCCAUUCCUAGCAAAGCCUCUCUCAUCUAUCUCAAGAGGCAUGGCGAGCUUACUCUGCGAUUUCAACAGAACGACAACACUUGGCAAGAAUCAUCCACUCAGCUGGGACCCAUGAUCUCCACGCAGGACUCUUUUACACACGCGGCUUUCGCAUCUAACAACGAUGACAGCUUGUUGAUGGCGGCAUACAAUGUAAAGCGACGACUGCAUCUGUACCGCAUCGAAACCGCCUGGCAGGUGCCGCAGGAGAAGCACAGCCAGAACGCUGGGCACUUCGACAAACCUGGCCUGCAAAUUUCGUUGCUUGCUAUCGAAGAAAACUGCGGGCCUGUCAAUAUGAUCACGGACGGUCUCGACAAUGGCGCUGAAGCGAGAGGCACAGCACCCGCGCAACUUACACAUCUCAGCUUCCUGCCAGUCACGCCUGAUCUGAGUGAUGGUUUGCUACCCACGAUCCAAGCCAUCUACUGUAGACCGCCGACUCUAGUUUCUGUGGACCAUCUGCAACCACAGGAGACUCCACACAGUGUGAUUGUCAAGUGGGAGGUGAAUCAGCUACAGCAGAACCGGCUACAUUCAAGCCUUGACCAAGUCACCUCCAAGAAGAAAGCAAUCGGCUCUGUCACAGCACGAACCAUCUUCCAGCUCAAGCGAGCCACGGACUUUCCCACGCACGCAGUUGUACUGUCAUGCAUACCUGUCUGGUACCACAUGCUUCUGGCCUUCCAUUACAGCGACGGCACGAUUGAGUUCCGAAAGCGGUCGACCAUGGAGAUUCUCGUCAACGAUGGCAACACAGACACCGUAACAUCCCUUUUACAGGCCGGCUAUGCCUUUCCACACGGCGAACCAUCCCUCCACAUGGCCCUCUCACCAAACUACUGCAUAUCAGCUUGCAUGCAGCAAGACUCCAUCAUCAAGCUCCGCUCCCUCGAAUACCAACGCGGUACACUCUCCAUCUCCGACGACGACCCGCGCAGCUCCGCCGCUCUCGCAGCCAUCAUGCUGCAAUCCGCAUCCUCAGCCAACCAAUACUUCUCCAGCGACGACAUCUUCAGCGUCAUGGGUCCGCUCUCUGACAAGCGCAAGAGUGACUUCGCGACCCUCCUCUUCGAAGCCCUGCAAGUAAACAUCGACUGCGGCAUCGACGACAUGAACAACAACUACCUGAUGCUUCUCGGGCGUUCACCCGUCUUCGUCAAAACGCUCUCCGCAAUCCACCUCCUGGGUCUCAAAUCGCCCGUCGAGCGCGACCUGAGCAGCAAAAUGGCCUGGAUAAUCCUCAACAUCAAAUACGUCACCCAGAUCCUGACGAGCAUAACGCGCAUGCACGGACACAUCGACAAGACCCUCCUGCGCCCGGAGGUAGUUCCGCAGUUCAUAGGCAUAUGUCGGUGGAUAAUGCACUUCAUUGCAUACACCAUGGACUCGCUCUUCACUUUGGGACGCUCCCUCCUCGACAUCCCACCUUCCGACCUCACCGCGAUCAAGCUCGCCCAAGUUUUCGCAGAACAAAACAAUCCCGCGGUCCUGCUCCUGCUCUCCGCCUUCCCACGACACAUGAUGAAACUCUGGUCGCAGCCAUUGGCCUGGGUAAAACGGUCGGCAGAGAACUUUACAAACCCCAGCGCCCCCGUCCAGUCCCCCGAAGUGCGCAAACUAUACGCCCCGCUCGCCGCCGCCUUGUCCGAGAUCCCGUUCGACUGGCGUUGGUUCGAGCGGCUGGUCUCCGAAACACACGAAGCCACGCGGGCGGCGUACAAGAAAGCCGGUUCCAGCGACGCUGCGAGGAAUAGUAUGGAGCGCGACUUGCUGAUGGGGAAGUUGCCGGAGAUAUACCUCCCGCUCGCGAAGCGGCUGCUCACAGAGCAGCUGUGGAAUGGCGAGAUUCCCGGCGGCUGUCUGGCGGAUAAGUUGGAUGCGGGGCGACUGAUGUUCUUCGACACCACCUGGCUCGGGUUCCAAGAGUCUCGUCGCGCAGAAGAAUGGCACGACACGCACGUAGUUGACGUGUGCCAAAAGAUGAUCAUAAGAGGGGCUGGCACGCAAGAACAUCCUGUGACGAGCGCGACGCAGACGGGGUGGAGUCGGAGUGAUAGCACGCUGAGUGCGAAUGGUGGGGAGGAAGGGCGAAAGAGGAAGCAGCUUAGGAGGUGUGUGAGGUGUGGGAGUUAUAUGGAGGAUGUCACGGUGAAUCAGGUGGGGUAUACGCCGCAUCAUUUGAGUUGGUUGAUGGGGAUUGCGAAGCAUUGUGUUUGUGGGAAUAGUUGGAUGCUGGCGCCGGAGAGGAAGAGGGCGAGAUAG